AUGGCUGGAUACCAACUCAACACUUAUCUGGCCGUCAGCAUCACAUGGGUCGCUGCGCUGCUUGCUCUCAUUGCGAGAGUGAUUGCACGACGCAUGACAAAGAUCCAUUGGUGGUGGGAUGACUACCUCUGCUUGGGGGCCUUUGUGUUUUGCUGUUUCUACUGCAUCGUCUUGAUAACAUGGACGGUCAAGUGGUACAUGGGACAAACACUUGAGCCAUGGCUGAGCGAGGAGAAGAGAGAAGACAUUCUGCUUCACUCAAGAUUCAUGCAGUUCCUCGUCUCUCUUAGCUACAGCUACGCCAUCGGCCUAUCCAAGUUGUCGAUUCUUCUUUUCUACUGGCGCAUCUUUAAGCAAUCCGCCAUCCGAAUCCCCAUCCAGAUUAUGCUUGUAAUCACAGGCAUUUGGCUCGUCCUCCGUACUUUCAUGGUCAUCUUCCACUGCGUCCCCGUGCAAGCGUACUGGGACCAUUCUAUUAAGGAUGCCACCUGCAAUAUCAACGACACACAGUUCUUUUUUGGAACUUGUCUGACGCAUUUUGUGAUGGACGUCAUCAUCUUGGCUCUUCCCGUUAUCGAGGUCUUCAAGCUGCGUCUUCGGCUGGGGCAAAAAUUCGCCAUUACGGCUCUCUUUAUUGUUGGUUUUAUUGUCUGCCUCGCUUCCAUGUUUGUUAUUAUUGAAUCGAUCCGAUACGACACAAAGACAACACAGAUGCCGCGAGAUAUGGCCCUCAACGACAUUUGGGGCUGCGUCGAGAUUAAUAUCGCCAUCGUCUCCGGUUGCUUUCCCUUACUCCGACCCAUCUUCCGCCGUAUCCUACCCUCGUCCUUCCUCAGCUCUACCGGCAGCAGCCAUCCCAUCAGCCGAUCCACACACGCCAUCCGACUCACAACCCUCAACAGAACAAACAAAGAAAAGGAGAUUGACGAGUCGAGUUCCACACACAACCUCGCAGACCCAGAGCACGGGCUGGCAGGCACAUCAGAGUUCGAGACGAUCGACAACAAGGAGGGCAUCCAGACUGUGAUAACGAGCCAGAUGCAGGGCUCCCGUCUAUCCCGAGACCACGGCGAUGCGGGCAUCUACGUCCGAAGCGACAUGGUGGUGGUGGAGGAACAUACUUAUGCAAUGAAACGAUAA
This is a messenger RNA of Fusarium keratoplasticum, 1140 nucleotides long. RefSeq lists its product as uncharacterized. The coding region runs from base 1 to 1140 and encodes 379 amino acids. Lineage: Eukaryota; Fungi; Ascomycota; Sordariomycetes; Hypocreales; Nectriaceae. The transcript has 5 exons. The record is from RefSeq and is a predicted model, not a curated record.